UUCCCUCCCUCUUCCCUUCCCUUUCUCCUCCUCCUUCUUCUCAGGUGGCUGUCUCCAUCCCUCCAUCCCUGGCUCAGGAGCUGUCCUCCUUCCUUGCUCCUUGGCUGGUCCUCUGCAUCCUCUUCUGCUGCAUCCUCUUCUUCUGCAUCCUGUGCAUCCUCCAGAGAGCCAUCAUCCUCACCAUCAUCCUCAUCAUGUCGGAGGUGCUGCCUUUCAGCGAGGAGAAGCUGGGCUCCUAUGGGGAAGUGGUGGGGGGCCAGCCAGUGGGGCAGAUCUCCUUCACCUGCCGCCUCCAGGACACCAACAACUUCUAUGCUGGGGGGCAAGCCAAGAGGCCCCCCAAACUGGGCCAGAUCGGACGCAGCAAGUGCGGUAAGAAGGGCAUGGGCGUCAUGGGGCAAAAGGGGCUGGCACACUUGGGGGGUGUAUGUGGGGGAUAGCACCCCACUUUUGCA
This is a messenger RNA of Sceloporus undulatus (fence lizard), 455 nucleotides long. Its product is annotated as calcium/calmodulin-dependent protein kinase II inhibitor 2-like. The transcript has a single exon. NCBI's taxonomy places the organism in Eukaryota, Metazoa, Chordata, Lepidosauria, Squamata, Phrynosomatidae. Gene Ontology annotation, biological process: negative regulation of protein kinase activity. The coding region runs from base 195 to 440 and encodes 81 amino acids. Gene Ontology annotation, molecular function: calcium-dependent protein kinase inhibitor activity; protein kinase binding. The record is from RefSeq and is a predicted model, not a curated record.